UUUAUUGUGCUCGCAUUAUUUUAAGCAAUUAUUAGUGUUUCUCUUUUCGAAUAGUUUAGAAUACUUUAAAACUAGUAUCAUUAUUUCGGUGCAGAUGCAGUGACACUGACUGUAACCUUGGACGUUUUAAGCGUAACAUACACAGCAUGCAUUUUUUAACUUCCUUUAAUGAAAGGAAAAGGAUAUCGUUUGCGGUGUACUCUUCGCUGGUAAUUUAUGGUACUUCACCGAGGGCUGUGAAAGAGUUAAGACUGUGAACUCCAGCUGACAGUCAGCUGACGGCCCCUGACAGACACUUCGCCAAAACUUUUGUUUCUCCACUAUUAUGCUAAUUGGCUCGCGGGCCGCGCGAAGCCCCAUUGGCUGCGAGUCCCGGUCAAUUCCCCGUUUCGAACCUGACGUCAGGGCGCCUAUAAAACUCUGCAAUGCUUUUCAAACUCAUCCGCUGGCUGAGCCUUUUAAAAAAUUCUCCAACAAGCCCGGGUUACUGUUUGUUUCUUUUUUUUUUUUUUUUACCUCCUUCAUACCUCCUCUGCAAGUCUGCGCCCUCUUGUUUCCUGCACCCUUUCGCAGUCGCCAGUUUUGCGCAGAAGCCAUGAGGUGUUGUUGAUGUUUGAGGCGCGAAGGUGUCCACGUUCUCGUGCGUUGCGAGGAAAAAAAGGGGCGAAGCGCGCGCCGCCGUCGCUCCGAUGCGUCUGUGCAGCAGACUCUGCAAAAGGAGCAUAAUUUAGGGGGAAAAAAAAAAAGACCGCCGCUGCAUACCGACAAAAAAAAAAAAAAAAGGAAGAAAAGAAAAAGAAAACAAUUCUUGAUUUGAAAUAAAUAAAUAAGAGUUCAAGCUGGCUCACACUCUUCCAAACCAGAACAGUUUGACAGCUGCUCUUCACCCCCUUUGGAGGACUGUCAACAGCAAAAGGAUGGCAUCAGAACUGGCAAUGAGCAGCUCCGACCUGCCCACCAGUCCCCUGGCCAUGGAAUAUGUUAAUGACUUCGAUCUGAUGAAGUUUGAAGUGAAAAAGGAGCCGGUGGAGCCCGAUCGCAGCAUCAGCCAGUGCAGCCGCCUGAUCGCCGGGGGAUCCCUGUCUUCCACCCCGAUGAGCACGCCUUGCAGUUCGGUGCCUCCUUCUCCGAGCUUCUCGGCGCCCAGCCCGGGCUCCGGCAGCGAGCAGAAGGCGCACCUGGAGGAUUUCUACUGGAUGACCGGGUACCAGCAGCAGCUGAACCCGGAGGCGUUGGGCUUCAGCCCCGAAGACGCCGUGGAGGCGCUGAUCAACAGCACUCACCAGCUUCAGAGCUUCGAUGGCUAUGCUAGAGGGCAGCAGUUCGCCGGCGCAGCCGGAGCGGGAGGCACCAUGGCCGGGGAGGAGAUGGGAUCUGCAGCCGCGGUGGUGUCCGCUGUGAUCGCGGCUGCCGCAGCCCAGAACGGGGGUCCGCACCACCACCACCACCACCAUCACACCGGCGGUCACCACCAAGCGCCCAGCGUCCCCUCGAACGGCAGCUCGGGAGGAAGCCACCAGCACAUGCAUCUGGACGAGCGGUUCUCGGACGAGCAGCUGGUGACCAUGUCCGUGCGCGAGCUCAACCGGCAGCUGCGGGGGGUCAGCAAAGAAGAGGUGAUCCGGCUCAAACAAAAGAGGAGGACCCUCAAAAACCGAGGCUACGCGCAGUCGUGCCGCUACAAGCGGGUCCAGCAGAGGCACGUCCUGGAGAGCGAGAAGAGCCAGCUCAUCCAGCAGGUGGACCACCUCAAACAGGAGAUCUCCAGGCUGGUCCGGGAGAGGGACGCCUACAAGGAGAAGUACGAGAAGCUCAUCAGCAAUGGCUUCAGAGAAAACGGCUCGAGCAGCGACAACAACCCUUCUUCUCCAGAGUUCUUCAUGUCGUCAAGAAAAUUUCUACAUCUGUGAUGGGGAGGACCCUCUGCCCUUGACCUCAAUGACGGAG
Scleropages formosus (Asian bonytongue) is the source of this 1947-nucleotide messenger RNA. RefSeq names its product MAF bZIP transcription factor a (gene mafa). The transcript has 2 exons. The record is from RefSeq and is a predicted model, not a curated record. Gene Ontology annotation, biological process: regulation of transcription by RNA polymerase II. Gene Ontology annotation, molecular function: RNA polymerase II cis-regulatory region sequence-specific DNA binding; DNA-binding transcription factor activity, RNA polymerase II-specific. Gene Ontology annotation, cellular component: nucleus. The coding region runs from base 918 to 1910 and encodes 330 amino acids. NCBI's taxonomy places the organism in Eukaryota, Metazoa, Chordata, Actinopteri, Osteoglossiformes, Osteoglossidae.